CUGCGACCAUUACCAUCACUCGACUCGAAAUACCGAUAUCCUGCAUUAAGUGUUAGACGGAGGUUAUCCGAAAGCUUUGCGCAACUUUCACAACUUCUCAAGCCCGGAACGACUUACCAACGCUCUCCACCUCCUACGACAGCUCACUAUGCCGGGCUUCGACUUCUCCAACCACAACCGCAAUCAAGCUCUACAUGCCAGAGGCGUACCUUUACCGAAAGCCACCAGUACUGGUACGACGAUCGUGGGUUGUAUCUAUGAUGGAGGUGUCGUCAUUGCAGCAGAUACACGAGCAACGAGCGGUCCAAUAGUAGCAGACAAGAACUGUGAGAAGCUUCAUUACAUCUCCCCCAAUAUCUGGUGUGCUGGAGCCGGUACGGCUGCCGACACUGAGUUCACUACCGCCAUCAUCUCAUCCAACCUCGAACUGCACGCUCUCUCGACUGGCCGCAAGCCCCGCGUUGUUACAUGCAUGACUAUGCUUAAGCAGCACCUGUUCAGAUAUCAAGGUCAUAUUGGCGCGUACCUUGUCGUAGCUGGUGUUGACCCUACCGGGUGCCACCUUUUCACGGUCCAUGCGCAUGGAUCGACCGACAAAUUGCCCUACGUGACAAUGGGUAGUGGAUCGUUGGCCGCCAUGAGCGUCUUCGAGACCCAGUGGAAAGCGAAGUUGACAAGAGAUGAGGCAGUGAAGCUGACGAGCGAUGCCAUCCAGGCCGGUAUCUGGAACGAUCUGGGUUCAGGUUCAAACGUGGACGUUUGCGUCAUCACCGAGGAGAAGGCACAGCUUUUGAGGAACUACAUCACACCCAAUGUCAGAGAACAGAAGCAGCGCGACUACAAGUUCAAGCGUGGUACUACCGCUGUGCUCGAUGAGAAGAUUAUUACGCGAGAAGAGAUUAGCAAGUAUGUGACGGUCCACGAACUGGAUGACAAGAAUGAGAGUGCAGUUGGCGAGAAGAUGGACGUGGACUCGUAGGUGUUGGUCGAUAAAGAUUGAUGAGAUCAUCGCCAGACGAGAUCAUACCAUGCGGCU
Pseudovirgaria hyperparasitica is the source of this 1036-nucleotide messenger RNA. RefSeq names its product N-terminal nucleophile aminohydrolase. Gene Ontology annotation, molecular function: threonine-type endopeptidase activity. NCBI's taxonomy places the organism in Eukaryota, Fungi, Ascomycota, Dothideomycetes, Acrospermales, Acrospermaceae. The record is from RefSeq and is a predicted model, not a curated record. The transcript is spliced from 3 exons. Bases 149 to 979 code for a protein of 276 amino acids. Gene Ontology annotation, cellular component: proteasome core complex.